Molecule: messenger RNA, 2484 nt
Organism: Fulvia fulva
Lineage: Eukaryota; Fungi; Ascomycota; Dothideomycetes; Mycosphaerellales; Mycosphaerellaceae
Product: Phototropin-1A
Exons: 4
Coding region: 1-2484 (827 amino acids)
Cellular component (GO): nucleus
Source: RefSeq, a predicted model, not a curated record
AUGUCGAUCAGCGCUACUGCACUUCCGCCAAUGCGUGUAAUGGGCAAAGAAUUGCGCCUGAAGGCCUUCAGUUCGGCUUACGAGUAUGGACGACAGUACCCUCACCAGUCCGCCAACGGACGUCGCGAGCUGCGUGCAAUGGACAAGGAGAAUGCCACCUCCUCGCCCCGAGCAUCGCAGAAUAGCGCACCGGGCAGCCGAGACCAGAGCCACAACCGCAGCAAGGUCAACAGCGUCUACACUGCUAUUCACGUUCCCACUACACCCUCCCGCGAUGCCAUGAACGAGUAUGAGAGCGAAGACUUCCAAAGGAAGUACAAUGCACGUCCGGACACAGAGGUGCCUCCAGACACACCCGACUUCUCUGGCAUGGACGAUGGCACUGGUCAGCCAGUCGUUGGGCCCGGAACUCCUGGAGAAUACUCAAAACGUGGGAUCCACAUCCCUACCAGGACAAGCAGUACUGGCGGCAAGCAGCGCUUAGCUCCGCAACAAACUCACGAUCCAAUGCCGCCGUCGAGAUCGAAGUCGCCCAUACCACGAGACUCACACCAGUCAGACACUCCGCCGUCACCGGAGACAGCGGACGAGUACAACUAUGAACCUGGCGCCAGGAGCAGUGCUGGAUCAGUCUUUUCGCAGGAAACGUCUGCCACGUCAAUCCAUACUCUGCCACCUUUGCAAACCAAAGGUCCAGAUAACAGUGACGCUCAAUACCUGGAGCCUGUACUCGAAGACGACCCACGAUCCUGGGACCUUGUCGGUCCCGCUUCGGACGAUCACGCGACUGGCAUGUAUGCGCUCGAGCAACGAUCUGAGCAACUAUUCAGCGCUGAGCAUUUGAGGACCAUCUUCGAAGACCCGAAGUUGUUGUUGAAGUUCACUGGUUUCCUCAACUCGCACCGCCCCAAGAGUAUUCCGAUCCUGAUCUACUAUUUGGACGCCUUGAAGGCUCUGCGGGCGAUUAACUAUGCAAACGCGAUUGCGGAAGCUCUAGAGCCCAUCAAGGGUCAAGGAUUCACUGACGAAGUUGCAAAACCAACCAACAACAACGUUCUGGAAGAGAAGGCAAACCGUGCGUUCGAUGUCUUGGUGCAGGAGGAUCUCCCGGCAUACGUUGCGCAUAUUUGGAUCCAGGUCGUCAGCGUUAGCAUUCAGCGACGUAUUACUGGCACUCUUGCUCCACAUCUGCGAGAAGCUAGUGAGGGUCUUGCGGAGGUCUUCUGCCUGACUGAUCCUAGCAGGACCGACAAUCCCAUCGUCUUUGCCUCCGAAGAAUUCACUAGAACGACACAGUAUGGCAUGAACUACAUCAUUGGCCGAAAUUGCCGUUUCUUGCAAGGUCCACGAUCAAGCCCACACUCUGUUCGGCGUCUGGCGAUUGCAUGCACUCAGGGUAAAGAGCACACGGAAGUGUUUGUGAACUACCGGCGUGAUGGCAGUCCGUUCAUGAACCUCCUGAUGACCGCGCCGCUCAUGGACAGCCGUGGAAACAUAAGAUACUUCAUCGGUGCCCAGGUUGAUGUGUCUGGUUUAAUCAAAGACUGCAGUGAAAUGGAAGGGUUGAUCAGACUACUCGAGAAAGAGCAGGAGGCACAGGACCAGACUGAAGAGGAAGCCGACGCGAGCCACAAAGAUGAGUUCCAGGAGCUCAGUGAGAUGUUCAACGGCGCAGAGCUGGACACCGUCCGCAAGUACGGCGGACGCAUGCACAAGGAGUAUGUGGACGACAGUGACCGGGAAAGUCUACACUCUGGACGACCGCGACUACUCCUCAAAGACCCUACCCAAGACAUCAUGGACAAGACGCACAGGUCCCUAUCGGACGCUGCGUCGGGUGUGCAGGAGAAGAUUAAUGGGAAAUUGGAGGGCGUCUAUCAGCACUACUUGCUGAUCCGACCGGCGCCAUCUCUGCGCAUCCUGUUCACUUCUCCUUCGCUUAGAGUUCCCGGUAUACUCCAGUCGCCAUUCUUGAACCGCAUUGGCGGUAGUAGCCGCGUCCGUGCAGACCUGGGAGCUGCGCUAGCAGAAGGACGCGGUGUCACAGCUAAGAUUAGGUGGCUUACCCGUCCGGACGAAGAUGGUGAAGGCGAAGGCCGGCCACGCUGGAUCCACUGCACACCCCUUCUAGGCCAUUCUGGCGCUGUGGGCGUUUGGAUGAUUGUCCUUGUGGAUGAGGAGGGAUCUCUUCCAGGCACAUCUUCUGGACGGCGCUUCAGGCAAGCGCCACCUGUCUCCAAUAACAUUGGAGGCAAAGAGUGGGACGCUUCGCACUCGAGAGAGCGCAAGAAGCUCAAUGCAUACGAUGCUCAGAGCGAGAGGGGUGGCAGCAAGAAUGCGGAAUACUUCCACCGUCCAGUCAGUCGCGGCGCGCACAGUGCUGUUGGAAGCUCAAUGCCUGCUAGAAGCCCUGGCCCGCAUCGGCAGACGUCUCACGUCACCAGCGCCAAUGCCAGCGAAUUCUCCUUCAAUCUCAAGGGCUAG